CGCCCAAGAGGAAAGGGGAUUGAAUCUUCAUCAAAACCCUAACUCCCAAAUCAAAAUCCACGACUUAACUAGCUUCCAAAAAUGUCCGCUUUUCAAGAUUUCGGCCCGCUGUCGGAGCGCCGGCGUGCUGAAAAGCAGCAGAAGCAGCGCAAGCGUCUGAUGAUCGCCGGAGCCUCUGUUUCCGUCGUCCUCAUCCUCGCCGUAGUAGCCGUCGCCACCUCCUUAUACAACUCAAAGGGUGUCGGCAGCGACGACCGCCCAUCGCUGCCGAAGCAACUCCACUCCUCUGCAAAAUUCAUCAAGGCUAUGUGCUCUGCCACCGAUUUUAAAGAGACUUGUGAGAGCUCCCUCUCGAACGCACUGUCGGGCGCUGAAACUUCAAGCCCGAAGGAAAUCGUUCGCGCAGCCGUGUCAGUCAUCGCGGGGGCGGCACAGCGCGGCUUCAACCACUCUGAGAGAUUCGUUAACUCCGAGAAUCCGAGGGUGAAAUCAGCCAUUGCUCUCUGCAAGAGCCUCUUCGAGCAGGCUUACGACGAGCUCAAGAUGGCUGUUUCUCGCAUUGAUUGAGCAAGUUUGAGAACCUUCCGAGCCAUAAGGGGUACAUUAAGAAUUGGCUUAGCGCCGCGUUGCAUUAUCAGGUGAUGAAAAUUCAAAUUUUAUUAAAGGG
Molecule: messenger RNA, 667 nt
Organism: Phalaenopsis equestris
Lineage: Eukaryota; Viridiplantae; Streptophyta; Magnoliopsida; Asparagales; Orchidaceae
Product: pectinesterase 1-like
Exons: 1
Coding region: 82-567 (161 amino acids)
Molecular function (GO): enzyme inhibitor activity
Source: RefSeq, a predicted model, not a curated record